ACACAAAGCUAUAACAUAUUUUCGUAGUAUCAAUCUCUCUCUACGUCACUGUGGACACUUUCUCUCCCGCAUUACUGUCUCCGCUUCUCCAAAUUGAAAUUUGUUCCUCUCGUUUGAAAUUCACAUAUCAACUUUGAAAAAAAGUCCAUACUGUUUUCCUAGAAUGAUCUAAUUUUUGACCUUUCCAGAAGAGAGAAAUUUCAACUAUUUACUUUAAAUUGUUGAAAAUUCAAGUUUACCAUAGUUAUACUAAAAAUAAUCUCGACUCUUGAAAUACAAUGAUCAAAUUUCAAGUCAACUGUUACUUUAUCCUUAUCUUAUCCUUCCUCGCUCCUUCGUUGAUAUCUGGUAAAAGUCAUUUGUGGAAAUGCGAUUUUAACAAGGAUGAUUGUCGAUUUACUUCAAAUAUUCAUCAAGGUAUCUCUUUGUACAAAUUUCAAAGAGGUUCAACAAAUAUUUCAGAUAGAACAGGACCAAAUGGUAAAUACAUGUACGCUAAGCCCCGUUAUCUAUACGAUCAGGAAGCCUUUUUAUUUUCGCCUACAUUCAACAAACCAAAGGAAAUGGGAACAUUAUGUUUAAGAUAUUACACUUGGAUAGGUGAUAAUGCAGAUCAAAUUCAAAUUUAUGGUCUUAUAAAUGGAAGUGUUGUAUCGAGAGAUGGUUCUUACGCAAAUCCUUCCCAAACACAAAAAUGGCAACAACAUUCCAUUACCUUCAACGAUCCUAUCGAUCAGUUAGUUAUAAAAGCCGAAAGAUAUAUUGGAAGUCAGGAUACGUUAGCUAUAGACGAUAUAGAGUUGUACGAUUGUUUUUUUGCUACUCCCACUCCUACAUUGAAGCCUACUACUCCACAUACAACAAAAAUAGAAAAUAUACCUUGUUCAUUCGAUAAAGGAGACUUUUGUUCAUUUACAAAUUCUUCCACCAGCGCCAGAAGUUAUUUUUGGACAACUGGUAGUGAGACACCGUCAUGGAACACAGGACCGUCCAAACCUGUUGAUGGAAUAGGUAAAUUUGCAUUUGCUGAAGCGUCGUCAUGCAACAGGAAUGAUGUAACCAAUUUAACGAGCCCUUUUUUUUUUACCCCUUCAACGUGUAUUUCAUUCUUUUAUAAUAUGUACGGAAGUCAAAUUGGAGGUUUGGAGGUGCUUGCAAGCGAUAUUUUUGGACUUUUUAAGUCCAAAUCUAUCCUAAAAGACGAUUUACUAACGGAUCGUUGGAUAAAAGAGACGCUUAUAAUUCAAAAUGCUGGCUAUUACCAGUUAACUUUUAUUGCAACUUGUGGAACUGGAUAUCGUGGAGACGUUGCAAUUGAUAAAAUAACUGUUCACGAUUGUUUUCAUUCAUCUACUACUAAAACCCGAAUGACCACACCAACUAUGCCUAGUUCUACAACUGUGCCAGCUGCCUUUACAACUCGGUCAACUACCUCUACAACUCAAACAGCAAUAACCAACAAGUCAAACUUGGCUAAGAUAUUAAAUACGAAUUUCGACUCAUUUGAUUAUGGACAAUACAAGAUAACUAAAUCAUUGUCGAGUAAUACUUUUGUUUGGUCUCUAAGUAAUCGGAGGAUAUCAAUAGAUACUGGACCAAGAGAAGAUGUAAGCAAAACUGGAUACUUUCUAUAUACCGAAGCUUCCUUUUGUAAACAAGGGGAUGUAACUAACUUUACUAGUCCUGUUAUAACACUGAAACACUUAACUUGCCAACUAUCGUUCUAUUAUCAUAUGUAUGGAUCCGAUAUGGGGAUGUUUAAUGUUGGCAUUUAUCAUAUAACGUCCAAGACAUUUUCUACUUUAAUGACGAAAAGUGGCAAUCAAGGUCUCCAAUGGAUAAAAAAGACAAUGUUACUUCCACCUGGACAAUAUCAACUCAUUUUUAGCGGAAUAUGCAAAAGAUCCUUCAAAGGAGACAUGGCUAUUGAUAAUAUCUCUGUUGAUUUUUGCCGUUCGCCUUCUUCUACGUUAAAGCCUACUAUGUCACCGAUGUCACCAAAAAUGCUGGAAUGUAGCUUUGAGCGAGAUUUUUGCGAAUAUUAUACAAGUCCAAAAGCAACAUAUUCGUGGAGGAUUGCAGAUUACACCCUGUCUAGUUCAACUGGUCCUCAAGCCCCACAUUCAGGAAAAUUUGUCUACUACGAGGCAACAUCCUCAUCUCGAUCCAAUAUAGCCAUUUUGGAAUCUGCUAUAAUUAAUUUCAAUUCAACGUGUUGUUUGUCGUUUGCUUAUCAUAUGUAUGGAAAAGAUAUGGGUCGUUUUGUAGUAUCUCUAGUUACUUAUGGCCAAGAUGAAAGAACAGUAUUAAAGAAUGAAACAAUUCUUGACGAAAGUGGAAAUAAGGGAAACGUAUGGAAAAUUGUUUCUUAUACAAUACAUAAUGAAAACAAACAAACGUUCAGAAAGUUGUUCUUUACCGGUUUCUAUGGAAGCGGAUACAGAGGAGAUAUAUCGUUUGAUGAAGUUCGCGUUCGAUUUCAAUCUUGUAAUGAUAAAUUGCCACAUUCAACUUCAACGCAAGCGAAUUUGUUAACUUCCCCAACAGUUAGGCCAACGUCUUCGAGCGUUUCUGUUGAUAAUCUAAAAUGUGAUUUUGAGACAAAUAUGUGUUUGUGGAAAGCAACUGCGUCUAUCUCAUCAAAUACGUACAUUUGGAAGCGAGAGACUGGAUCAACACCAUCAAUCAACACUGGACCAAGCGUGGAUCAUACGAAAGGUAUUCAAGGUUACUAUAUAUACGUCGAAGCAACCGGCAGUAAGAGCAAUGAUUAUUCUGAAUUGAAAUCUCCACUCGUGAACCUAAAUAAUAAAGAUUAUUGUAUGGAACUUUAUUAUCAUAUGUAUGGAUCCUCUUUAUCAAUUGGAAUAUUCGAGAUUUUUGUAAAUACUAAAUCGUCUGGUAGAAAGUUAUUAUUUAAUCAAGAUACCAGCAUAGGAGACCGCUGGAAUCGUCUUCUUAUGACGCUAAAGUCCUCUGAUAAUAUCAAUCAAAUCAUUCUUAAAGCAACCUCUGAUGGGGAUUAUAGAGGAGAUAUUGCAAUUGAUGACAUAUCAUUAUUACAAGGAAAAUGCAACGAUAGUGCCGUAAAUAAGUGUACAUUUGAAAAUGACGAUUGUGGAUUUUCUAUGACUUCCGACAAUUCAAUAUGGGCUUUUAAAAGAAUAAAUACUAGAACCCCAUCAAUUGGAACUGGACCUGAAUACGCUUUUGAAGGAAAUUAUUACAUCUAUACUGAAGCUACCAGCGCACCAGUUUCCAGUGUUGCAGUUAUGAAGUCUAGCCUUUUUAAAAUGAAUGGAGUCAGCUGUAUCUCAUUCCACUAUCACAUGUUAACUUCGCAUGAUGACACAGGAGGUUCACUGCUCAUUUAUUUAGAGAAUAAUGGUGUCUUACAUCACGUAAAAAGCGAAAAAGGAAAUAAAGGAUAUUCUUGGAUAAAUCAAGAAAUUCAAACAUCAUUCACUAGCUAUAAAAUAGUAUUCAAGGCAGUUAGAGGUUAUACGUUUGAAAGUGAUGUAGCAAUUGAUAAUUUGAUAAUUAGCUCGGGAACUUGCAAAUCAAACGAUAGAGUGAUAUUUCCAGUUGCCAGCCAAACCUCAUCGGUCAACUGCAAUUUCCAGAAUCAUAUGUGUGGCUAUACGCUUGUUCAAGACUUAAUGAGUCCCCUGGAGUGGACUAGACGGGAUGACGAAUCCUCAAAUAAAGUUAUGCACAUCGGAGGUGUUGAAGCCAAAUCGGCAACAUCUGCAAUAUCGAUUCAGUCUCCUCUAAUCACAUCAUUCAAUUCGAAAAAGUGUUUAUCGCUAAAACUAGCAAAGAAAACGAAAUCAAAUAUGAUCCAGAGUCAAGGAGAUCCACUGCUGAAUUUCCACGUAAAGAAGAGAGGAUCGAGUUCUUUCAGGAAAAUCUCGGAAUUGAUGGAGGAAAGUAGUAAAUUAUGCAUGAAUCAAAAUUCAAAUCUGCCAGUAAAUAUCGAUUUGGAAAGUGAUGUUGAACAAUUCCGUAUUGAACUUUCAACUACCAAAAGGAUGAAUGUAUCUGUAAUUACACUUGAUGAUUUCGUCUUGAAGAACGGUGAAUGCCAUAAGGUUAAGAAUGAAACUGCAUUUGUAAAAGUUGGUGUAAAUCAUGCAAAUUGUGGCAAGAGACUCAGUUCGUCCUUUAUAAUUCAAGGAGAGAGAGCUUUAGAUGGCGAAUUUCCUUGGCAGGCAAGUGUUUCCAUUGCUGUUGCUGGGGAUUAUUAUCUAUGCGGUGGAGUUUUAAUCCACGAAAGAUUCAUCUUAACAGCAGCUCAUUGUAUCAAAGACUCUGCAGAUUAUAGCAUUUUCUUGGGAUCUUUAAAUAAAUACAAAGGAACAGUUUACAAAAGCUCUGUCGCAUUCAAACAUGAGCAAUAUAACAAACCUACAAGACAUCUUAAUGAUAUUGCAAUCAUUAAGUUGAAUUCUACGGUCAAAAUGACAGAUAAAAUCAACACCGCAUGUCUCCCCGACAAGAUUUUAGAUGGUAGCGAGGGCUACGAAUGUCACGUUUCUGGAUUCGGCAGGACAAGUGGAGCAGAUGGAUCUCCAACAAGUUCUGUUUUAAUGAAGACUAAGCAAAAUAUUGUUACUGAAAGAAGCUGCAAGUCUACCUUAAUGCAAUACACCUUUACAACUGCAACAUAUCCUGAAAUGGUAUGCGGAAUAGGAGUUGCCUCCAGCAGUUCACAGGCUUGCAAGGUAGAAAUCUCCUUGGUUCUUUAGCCGUUUUAUACAUAGCAUCAUUUGUUUUUACUUCUAGGGCGAUUCCGGUGGUCCUUUGUCCUGUAAACGAAAUGAUAAAUGGCACUCAUUCGGAGUUGUAAGUUGGGGUUUGGCCGGAUGUAAAGGUGGUAUUACAGUUUUUGCACAGGCUGCACCUCACUAUAAAUGGAUAACUGAUAUAAUUAAAAGAGAAGAGCAGUGUUAUUGAUAGACAUUAUCAUUUGCAAAAGUAAUAUUUGUAUUAUCGGAAAAGAAAAUUCUGUAAUAAUUCAAAAAUUUUGAAUACACUAUAUUUUUAUU
This is a messenger RNA of Dimorphilus gyrociliatus, 5048 nucleotides long. Lineage: Eukaryota; Metazoa; Annelida; Polychaeta; Dinophilidae. The record is from the annotation of a GenBank genome assembly.